Molecule: messenger RNA, 4256 nt
Organism: Ostrinia nubilalis (European corn borer)
Lineage: Eukaryota; Metazoa; Arthropoda; Insecta; Lepidoptera; Crambidae
Gene: alph
Product: protein phosphatase 1B
Exons: 4
Coding region: 345-1511 (388 amino acids)
Biological process (GO): negative regulation of stress-activated MAPK cascade; peptidyl-threonine dephosphorylation
Cellular component (GO): cytosol; nucleus
Molecular function (GO): manganese ion binding; protein serine/threonine phosphatase activity; magnesium ion binding
Source: RefSeq, a predicted model, not a curated record
AAAUCAUAGACAAUUCAUAUUUAUGUCCGCCAUUCAUUCUUUUGAGUUGGUUUUUCGUUUUUACGAUUCCAAAAGUGCCCGAUUUGUCAUCAAGGUCUACGCAACACCAUCGCGUAAUUGAAUAACCUACCUGGAAGCAGCUAAAACUAAACAGUCCACGCGUCGAAGUUUCUUCGACACCAGUGUAGUGUAACAUCGGUGUGACGUGAUCUGUCUGUGAGAUCGUAUCGUACUUCCAAUGAUGCUUUUGCUUCCCUUUUACGUUAUCGGUUGCGACGUUCGUUUGAGUGCCUGAUGGUGUGGGAACUAUGUGUGAUUAACGGAUUAAAUUUUGAGGACUCAGCAUGGGGGCGUUUUUGAAUAAGCCCGAAACUAAGAAGUACAACGAGAACGGAGAAGGGAACGGUCUUCGAUAUGGCGUGGCGUCGAUGCAGGGUUGGCGGGUGGAGAUGGAGGAUGCCCACCACGCGCAGCUAACUUUGAACGGGACCCUAUCGGACUGGUCAUAUUUCGCGGUGUUCGACGGACACGCGGGGGCGCGGGUGUCUGCACAUUGCGCGGACAACCUCCUCGAGUGCAUCUUGCAGACGGACGAGUUCCGGCGCGAGGAGAUCGCGGAGGCUAUUCGCGCUGGCUUCCUGGACCUCGACAAGAAGAUGCGUGAGCUGCCGGAGCUGUCCAACGGCGAGGAGAAGUCAGGGUCAACAGCGGUCUGCGCCUUCGUGUCGCCGAAGCAGAUCUACAUCGCCAACUGUGGCGACUCCCGCGCAGUGCUCGCGCGAAACGGCGCGCCGAUAUUCGCCACCCGAGAUCACAAACCGGAACUACCUUCGGAGAAGUCGCGUAUAGUCCAAGCAGGUGGAUCUGUGAUGAUCCAGCGUGUGAAUGGGAGCUUAGCUGUGUCUAGGGCGCUUGGAGAUUAUGAAUACAAGAAGGUUUUGGACCGUGGCCCGUGUGAACAGCUGGUGUCCCCUGAGCCUGAGGUGUCAGUCCACGAGCGGUCCGAGGCCGAGGAUGAGUUCCUGGUGCUGGCGUGCGACGGAGUGUGGGAUGUGAUGAGCAAUGAGGCCCUGUGUGCUUAUGUGCACUCGCUUCUACUGCUCACAGACGACUUAACGGCUAUUACCAAUCAGGUCAUCGACACAUGCUUAUACAAGGGUAGCAAAGACAACAUGAGCAUCGUUCUAGUGGUUUUCCCGGCGGCCCCCAAACCCAGCCCAGAAGCCCAGCGAGCGGACCGAGAGCUGGACGAGACACUCCGGCAGAGGCUCACAGCCUUGAUCGAGCGCAGCGCGGGCAGCGAGGAGCGCGAGGACACGUCGUGCCACUUCUCGUGGGUGCUGAAGCAGCUGGUCCAGGAGAACAUCCCCGGCCUGCCGCCCGGCGGCGGGCUGGCUGCCAAGCAAGCGCUACUGGACAAAAUAUACAGGGAGUUCUACCCAGAGCACGCAGACAGCUCGGAGACAUUCGACUGCCAGGCCGAGCUCGCCGACGCCUUCGGCGCCAACUAGGCCGCGGGCGACCCGCUAUCACGCGUGCCGGCUAGAUUGACAUAGACUCUAUGCGAUCGACUUGACUCACAUAGCAUCUAGCGUAAUCGCCUUCUGCGAGAUGGCGAUUACGAUUGAAUCUUCUAUCUGGUAUGUACAUCUUGAAAAACUAAACUUGUUUGUCCUUGUCAUUUAACUAAUGUUAUUUGAAUUCGUUCAACUCCAAAGUCCGGUCACAAUCAGAAUUUAAAAACAACCUUUUGAAUCGUAAAUGAUGUUAGAUUAACGUUGUAAUUUAACUUCAAAAUCACCGACGGGACAAAAUUAAAUGAAAGUUAUGCCAAUCUAAACGGCACGCACUUCAAACUUACCUGAUAGUGUACGCUUUUUGUACUUUAGAUGAAUACAACUUCGCAGUACAAACCGAGCGCAGUGGCGGCCGCCUCGGCUGUCGAGAUCGACAUUAUUUUUUGUAAAUAAAAAUACGGACACACGCGGACGCCACUCGCUCGAUUCGUACGCGAUAACUUCGUCUGUGUCGAUCGUCGUUACUUCAUCGCCCGCUUUGUAAAAACAUCGGCCCCAUACGUGAAAAUAAAUUUAAAUAGUCUAUAAAUUAGUGGUUGUCUACGGUAGCGGGUAGUGCGGCGAUACCGGCGCGGAAAGUCCGGCCACAGAUUGCUACGAUGUCGGCUGUCUUUGUUACUUUGUGGCCGGAUAUGGUCGUGGUCCACUCCAGAAGCGAGAUACAACGCAAAUAAAAUCAAUUUUCGCCACAUUCUAGGCUCAUGAAGCUACAUUGUGACCGCGUAUUUUGCUUGAACUCUGGGGUUUGACGGUGUGUAAUUUUAUAUUCUGGAUAAUCCGCUGUGGUCGGCAUCUUCCUUUGGUCUUAGACGAUCGGUUGUAACGUUAGCGAGUCCUCGCCCACAGCCGGCCGGUCCGAGCCGGCGUUGUAAAUGUGAAUGUGUGGCACAAAUUUCUUUCCUGCCGUCGCGCAACUGACGGCUCCUCGCGUCUCGAAGCGUUUGUACAGAAUUAAACGGGUGUUUCAUUUGGCCGGUUCACAAUUUUAUUUUGUAGUUUAGAUUUUUAAUUUUUCGUGUUUUCAUUGGCCCUUUAUGAAUGUCAUAAUAUUAGAUGUGUAAUAUAGAGACUCGAGUAAAAAUAUUGUUAAAAAUGUCUUCGUACUAUAGUAACUGCAAAACCUUGUUUUCUAUCGUCUUGAUUUCAAGUCUAUGGAUUCGAAGUGGCCAGUCGCAUUAGUGUUACUAUCGAGUAAAUCUUGACAUUGGUAUCUAAAAUGUUCAUCGUUUUCACGUAAAAGCCUAAUAAAUACAUCGGUUAUAUUCCAUGAUAUUGACAGAGUUCUCAAUUAUAUUCGUAGUUUCUUUUUGUACAUAUUUCUAUACUACAACAUUAAUAGCUGUAAUUCUAAUAAAUGUACAAGUGUAAGUUCAGUUGCCAAAUUCUGAAAGACACCAGUAACUGUAAACUUAUAUUUGUAAACUACACAGAAAACAUUUUAAUGGGAUUUGGAUACCCGUAAAGAUUUUUUAAUGUUCAAAAUUAUUAAUUUUUCGUGUUAUGAAAUGAGUAGGUUUAAUUUUCGCUUCUAAAAUUUUAAUUUCGAGCUAUUUUUUGUUUUCAUAAUUUUGUUAGAAAUUCGCUUUUAAUUUGCUUCGGUAUUAGUGAGUACUGAUGUCGAGCAGUGUUUGGAAAUCUAAAUUGUUUUAGGGAGUUGUACUAUAACCGUACAAAGUUAUCGAGUAGUCUGAAAUCCAAUAUAUCAUAUUAGCACUAUUGUUACCAAAUUUAUAAGAACUAAUAACAAUCUUACUUAAUGACAAAGACUUUAUUUACGGGCCGACCAUCAAACGUGGCGUGUAUUGAAAACAUCAAACUCAUGAUAAAGGUACUUGCAUUUUAAAUUGUGUCAUAACAUUUAAAAACAUAACAUGGGGCAAGGCUAUGACUUUUUCUUAGUAAUUUUACUGUAAAAUCGUACACGUUUUAUGGUUGGUCUCUUUCCUCUUGUAUAUAAGAGUGAAUAAAAAGAAAUAUAUACUUUUUGUACCUGUUCGAGCGAAUUAGUGUAUAUGCGGAAAAUAACUUCACCUAUUAUAAUAUUGUAGUCUUCAUUUCCAAAGUUAAAUCUAUAGUGUUGUUUUCCCAACAUAAUAUUAUCUUGACUAUGACAGGAGAUGUUUUCUACUAUUUGAAAGAUUUUCUUUUUUAUACUGCGACAUUUAUUGGCUUUGUAAAAUUAAGUAAGCUCUAGGUAAUAUCUAAAGUGAUAUAAUAUUAUUGUAUUACGAUAGAACCCAUCACAGAUAUACGAUAUGCAUGUAGAAUAAAACAUCUGUGUCAUAGUAUUUCAUCUCAUCGGUUUAAUCCAUUUUAAUUAUUAAAAUAUACAAGUGUCAGAUUGGAUAUCACCAUUUCAGUUACAAAUAUUGUCUGACCCAUUGCAGAGCAAACUAUUAUCUAUUUAUUUGUAUUUUAUUUGUAAUUCUGGCAACACUGCUUUUUACAAAUUGAUUUGUUUCAUACAUAGUGCUAUUUAGGUUUAGUUUAGAUAGUUCGUUUUUGUUUAUGUACCAAAUACUGGCAGUGGGUUUAAUUGGAAUCAUUUUAUAUCCACCAGAAUAAUAAUGUAGGUUGUUUUUUAUUAUAAUUUUGCUUUCGGUCGGAAGUCGACGUCGUCUUACAGUGUGUCUCGUUAUUAUCCAGUAGACGCUUGAACAAUAAAUACCUGUACCUUUA